Molecule: messenger RNA, 1428 nt
Organism: Oncorhynchus nerka (sockeye salmon)
Lineage: Eukaryota; Metazoa; Chordata; Actinopteri; Salmoniformes; Salmonidae
Exons: 2
Coding region: 841-1272 (143 amino acids)
Source: RefSeq, a predicted model, not a curated record
GAUCCUAGACGGGAAAGGACCCUGGGCAGACUCGGGGGAAUAUUGCCGCCCCAAAGCCGAGCUGGAGGCAGCGAAAGCAGAGAGGCGGCAUUAUGAGGAGCUAGCACGGCAGAGCGGCUGGAAGCCCGAGAGGCAUCCCAAAAAUGUAUUGGGGGGGGACACAGGGAGAGUGUGGCAGAGUCAGGAGCCAGACCUGAGCCAACUCCCCCUGUUUACCGUAAGGAGCCAUGGAUGUUAUCGGAGCUAUCGGCGAAGCUGAGGGCUGAGUCUGAGAGGGUCGAGGAGUUAUUGGACAGAAUGGAGGAGAGUGAAUGGAUGGGAGAUGAGGAGACACUUGAGGAGGUGUUAAUAGAAUUGAGUGUGAAGAGAGGGAGCAGUUGAUUUGGCGUAGUAUGCAAGGCAUUCGCCCUGAGGUGCGUGUCCCCAGCCCAGGUACCACUAGUGCCGGCACCCUGCACCAGGCUGUUUCUCCGUCCCAUCAAUACAGGUGCUUCCGCCUGUCCGGUGCUACCAGAGUUUCCGCCCCUCAGUCGAGAGGCGCCAGAGCCCCUCAGUCCAGAGGCGCCAGAGCUCCUCUGUCCAGCGCAGCCAGAGCUUUCCUCCUCUCCAGCGCAGCCAGAGUCUCCCGCCUGUCCGGCGCUGCCAGAGCUUCCGCCCCACAGUCCAGAGGCGCCAGAGCCCCACAGUCCAGAGGCGCCAGAGCCCCACAGUCUCCAGCGCCGCCAGAGCCUUCCUCCUCUCCAGUGCCGCCAGAGCCUUCCGUCUGCCCAGCGCCGCCUGAGCCGCCCGGUCUGCCCAGAGCCGCCAGAGUCUCCCGUCUGUCAUGAGUCGCCAGUCAGCAUGGAGCUGCCAGAGCCGCCAGUCAGCCAGGAUCCUCCAGAGCCGCCAGUCAGCCAGGAUCCUCCAGAUCCGCCAGUCAGCCAGGAUCCUCCAGAGCCGCCAGUCAGCCAGGAUCCUCCAGAGCCGCCAGUCAGCCAGGAUCCUCCAGAGCCGCCAGUCAGCCAGGAUCCUCCAGAGCCGCCAGUCAGCCAGGAUCCUCCAGAGCCGCCAGUCAGCCAGGAUCCUCCAGAGCCGCCAGUCAGCCAGGAUCGGCCAGAGCCGCCAGUCAGCCAGGAUCGGCCAGAGCCGCCAGUCAGCCAGGAUCGGCCAGAGCCGCCAGUCAGCCAGGAGCUGCCAGAGCCGUAUGUCAGCCAGGAGCUGCCAGAGCCGUCAGUCAGCCAGAAGCUGCCAGAGCCGUCAACCAGCCUGAACUACCUCUCAGUCCUGAGCUAACCCUCAGUCCCGAGCUGCCCCUCAGUCCAGUGGGGCCCUUUGUUAGGGUUCCUAGGCCGGCAGCGAGGAGAUACAGGAGAGGUGGAUGUUGAGAAGACUGUCCCUGACACCAUCACCAAGUGGGCUGCAGGGGCGUUCUGUACUUCCUCAUUGGGU